Dryobates pubescens (Downy woodpecker) is the source of this 1032-nucleotide messenger RNA. RefSeq names its product coiled-coil domain containing 89 (gene CCDC89). The record is from RefSeq and is a predicted model, not a curated record. NCBI's taxonomy places the organism in Eukaryota, Metazoa, Chordata, Aves, Piciformes, Picidae.
AUGACCAACCCCACAAGUGAUCCAGAGAUGGACAAAGGCCUAGAAGAACUCAGUGAGAGUUCUGAAGUUCUGCUUCACUCACGCCUAGAAGAACAGUAUCACCUUAUCUGUAUAGUGAAGAAAAAAGCAGGGGAUGCAUGUCAACACUGCAGAGUCCUGGAACAGCUCGACAUGGAGCUGGAGGAACUGAGGACAGAGGACGUUUUGAAAAUGAAAGCCCAGAGCAAAUGGGUUCAGAAUUUGGAGGGGUGCUUUAUGGAUCUGGCCAACAACCAUGAAAAAAUGAUCCAGUUCAGGGACGAAUAUAAGAAACAGCACAUGCAGCUGUGGGAGAAAAAGCACCUGAAGAAAGGCAACAAAGUGCCCUUCACCCAGCCUGUGAGGGAGAAGGAAGCUGAAGUGCUGCAGCUCUCUGCCCAGGCCAGAAAGCUCUCACAGCAGUUGGAGUCCUUACAGGAGAAAUGUGCUUCUGAGAGUUGCAGAGCACAGGAGUGAGAAAAGAAGCUGCUGUAGGCUCAGAGCCAGCAAGGAAGUGCCUAGGCCUGGAAGGUCAAUUCACUAAACCCUGUAGCACUACAGGAGAAGCACCCACAAACUGCUGUGCGGGUAGAACAGGCAGAAAGUCAGCAGAGAGCUCAGGCCAGUGAGCUGCAGGCCAGGAUGGAGAGAACAAACAAGGAGAAAAAACAACUGCUGAACCUGGCCAUAGAGAUGGACAAAGCUCUCUAAGAUAAGCAAUGGGAAAUUGAGCAGCUGGGGAAGAAGCUGAAAACUGCAGAAAAAGCCAGGCAGAGAGCAGGAAAGCGAGUUGUAAAAGAGGCAGCAGCAGUGGGCAAUGAUCUGAAGGUCCCAGAGCUCUGACAGCUCAAAAGCAGCGAGCAGGCACACAGUGAACUGCAGUUUGAUGCUUACAGAAGGCACAGCACAGAUUAACCGACUAAGGAAAAAGAUCUGAAUGUCAAAUUCCAGCAUUCUAUUUGCAUUCUCAAAACUGUUCUCAUCUCAAAAGCUUGGCAGCUCCCUCCAUUGUGA